Momordica charantia (bitter melon) is the source of this 3500-nucleotide messenger RNA. Its product is annotated as disease resistance protein RGA2. Gene Ontology annotation, molecular function: protein binding; ADP binding. Lineage: Eukaryota; Viridiplantae; Streptophyta; Magnoliopsida; Cucurbitales; Cucurbitaceae. The record is from RefSeq and is a predicted model, not a curated record.
CUCUUCUCUCCAAUAUUCUCUCAUACCUUCAAGCAGCACAGAAAUUUGGAGUUUGGCGAAAUGGCUGAGUCCCUAUGGACUUGCGUUGUUGAAAAAGUGUUGGAGAAGAUCGCAAGUGUUGUAGCUGAGCAAAUUGGAGUGGCAACUGGCUUUAACAAUGCACUAGAGGAGCUGCACAAAAAUCUUGUUGAGGCUGAAAAUAUCAUAAAUGCUACCACAAAAAAGACUUCACAUGAUGAUCUACUGAGGAAGGGGGUGAAUGAUCUUCAGCUUACUGUUGAUGAAGCCAAUGAUGUGUUGGACUUGAUUGUUUAUGAAGAUCUUCGUAAAAAGGUGAAGUCACAAACCAAAUGGAAGGUACCAUUUUCCUUUUGCACAUCUAAAUAUUCUCCUGCCUUUCGUCUCAAAAGGGCCAAAGAAAUUAAGGAAAUUCUAGGGAUGUUAUCAGAACAUAUGGACAAGUUACCUAAAUUAGCAUCUCUGGGCGAUAAUACCACAGAAACAGAGAUUGAUAUGAACCAACUUCGAGAGACGGACUCAAAAAUCGAUGAUUUUGAUAUUGUGGGUAGGGAUGUUGAACUUUCGAGCAUAGUGGAUAGGGUGAUUGAUGCUACAAAUAGACAUGUUACGUCUAUCUUACCCAUUGUGGGUGUCGGUGGACUGGGAAAAACAACAUUGGCGAAGUUGGUCAUCAAUCACGAGAGGAUCAAACAUCAUUUUAAUAAUAAUACCAUAUGGGUGUGUGUGUCUCAACCUUUUAACGUCAAUAAGAUUUUGGGAACAAUCUUAGAAACUUUGAAGGAUACUCCUAGUGGGUUGGAGUACAAAAAGGAGGUCUUACUUGGUCAACUUUACAAAGAGAUGCGUGGAAAAAAAUAUUUUCUUGUGCUUGACGAUGUUUGGAAUGAAAAUCGUCUUUUGUGGGAUGAGUUGAAAAAUUGUUUGAUGAAGAUCACUGAAAAUUCAGAAAAUGGUAUCCUUGUGACUACAAGGAGUGCUGAAGUUGCAAAAAUUAUGGAAACACUUCCUAGUCAUCAUUUAGGUAAACUAUCUGACGAUCAAUGUUGGUCCUUAUUUCAAGAAAGUGCAAAUGCAAAUGGACUAUCAAUGACUUCAAGUUUGAAAGUUGUUCGAGAAGAGUUAGUUAAAAAAAUUGGUGGCCUACCAUUAAUUGCAAAAGUUUGGGGAAGCGCAGAACAAUAUUUAGGAGACCCUGAUAAAUGGGUGAUAAAUUUAAAAAGUUUAGUAUGUAAUUCAUUGCAAAACGAAAACAGUGCUACAUCCGCACUAAAAUUAAGUGUGGAUCGUCUACCUAGACAUUCUUUAAAGCAAUGUUUUGCCUACUGUUCAAAUUUUCCCAAAGAUUUUGAGUUUACGAAAGAACAACUAAUUCAAAUGUGGAUAGCACAAGGAUUUAUUCAUCUACCAAAAGGAAGAAGUAACGAAACAAUAGAAGAUGAAGGAGAUAGGCACUUCAAGAUCUUGUUGCGUCGUUGCUUAUUUCAAGAUGUUGUUCAAGAUGAUAGAGGAAUAAUUGUAAGUUGUAAGAUGCAUGAUCUUAUACAUGACAUUGCAUGUGAUGUUUCAAAUGAUCAUAAAUUGCAAUAUUCCAACAAUUCAUUGGAUGGGGAAGUUUGGACGGAUGAGAAUAAAAAAAUUGCAAGCAAGUUACGCACCAUAAUUUAUUGUGAAGAUCAAAUGAUGCCUCCCAUAAUGGAGAAGGUGAUUCAUGAUAAGGUGAUGAACUUUGUUUGUUUGCGUGUUUUGAAGAUGAAUUCAAGGUCAAUUUCUGAGUUACCAGAUUCAAUUGGUGAGUUGAAGCAUUUGCGAUAUCUCGACAUUUCAGGUUGUUCAAUAACACAGCUUCCAAAAUCUAUUGCUUUGCUUUAUAAUUUGCAGACACUAAAUAUGGGAGGCUUGCUGAUUAAAGAUCUUCCAAAGAAUAUAAUAGAUUUGGUUAACUUAAAACAUUUGCAAUUUUAUCCGUAUCAUUUUGAUACAUAUAAAAUGCCUGCAUAUUUUGGUAAGUUGACUCAGCUGCAAACGUUAUCUUAUUUUGUGGUUGGGUUUGAGAAUGGUCAUAAAAUUUCAGAACUUGGACUUCUGAAAAACUUGAAAGGUAGUUUGAAUCUUUGUUUUCUAGAGAAAGUUGAAAGUAAAGAGGAAGCCAGGGCUGCAAAAUUGGUGGAAAAGGAGAACUUAGAUGAGCUAGAAUUUGAAUGGAGUCAGUCUCAUUUAAGAAAAGAUAACGACAGUUACAAAGAUUUCGAAAUAUUGGAAGGACUUCAACCACACAAAAAUCUGCGAUCAUUGAGUAUCGAGCGCUCGGCAAUCAAAUCUUUGCCAAACAACAUUUUUGUUGAGAAUCUGGCAGUAAUAAGCUUAAGGGAUUGUCAAAAUUGUGAAAGGCUUCCAAUGCUUGGGCAGUUAAGAAACCUAGAGAGACUUGAGGUAUAUGGCUUGCAUAGUGUACAAAGUAUAAGCAAUGAAUUCUAUGGAAAUGAUUGUAACCAAAGGACCUUAUUCCCCAAGCUGAGGGCAUUCUUACUCUCUGAUAUGGAGAACUUAGAGCAGUGGAAAGAAGUAACAGUUGCAUCAAAUCUUACAACUUUUCCUUGCCUUGAAAGCUUGAACAUUUGGAGAUGUCCCAAGUUAAUGAACAUUCCAGAUGUUUUUGGUUAUUGUGAUGAGAAUGGUGUUGAGCACCUUAGACAUGUGACUAUUUCAGGAUGUGAUGGAUUGAACAAACUUCCAAAUGGGCUUCAAUUUUGCCACUCCAUUGAAGAUUUGACAAUAGAGGACUGUUCCAAUUUGACCUUAAGUCUGCAAAAUAAGAACAGGUUGUCUUCUCUAAGCAUUGGUGGCUUACACAAAUUGCCAGAGGGGAUGGCCCAUCUUAAGAAGUUGGAAGCAAUGAAAAUUAAUGGAGGCAUCCAAGACUAUGACUUUAGUCCUCUCAUGCACCUUCCUUCUCUUACAUAUCUUCAUUUGUGUGACGAUUUGGGAACUGCAACCCAUGUUCCUCGACAAGUUGAGCACUGCACUACUCUGAAAUUUCUAAUCAUUGAAAAUUUUGAGCAUAUUGAAGCAUUGCCAGAAUGGUUUGGAAACUUUACAUCUUUGAAAAGAUUAGGACUUUACUUUUGCAGCAAUCUGAAACAAUUGCCUUCGAGAGAAGCAAUGCUACGCCUCACCGAAUUACGUGCUUUAUAUGUUGAUAGAUGUCCACAACUACAACUCGACGAAGGUGACACGGAGCGGGCCAAACUUUCCCAUCUUCCAGAAAUUGAUGUUCGUUUCGGUUAUCGUGUUUAUAAGCUAUAGAUAAUUCUUUUUAGCCCUUUUGGUAGCACCACCCUUUGGGUAAGUGUAUUCAAAUAAUUCUCAGUUUAAUUAUUCAAGUUUUCCAUUUACAAAACUAUUGAAGAUUCAAGGAAAAGAAACUAUGAUUGGUGUUAUCCUAUAGUUGUGACUAUGAAGAACAUUUUGUUGUAAUUCAU